Manihot esculenta (cassava) is the source of this 3517-nucleotide messenger RNA. RefSeq names its product transcriptional repressor ILP1. The record is from RefSeq and is a predicted model, not a curated record. Gene Ontology annotation, molecular function: DNA binding. Gene Ontology annotation, cellular component: nucleus. Gene Ontology annotation, biological process: mRNA splicing, via spliceosome. The transcript is spliced from 6 exons. Bases 237 to 3071 code for a protein of 944 amino acids. NCBI's taxonomy places the organism in Eukaryota, Viridiplantae, Streptophyta, Magnoliopsida, Malpighiales, Euphorbiaceae.
AAGGUAAGUAAGGUCCUGAGACCUGAAUCCUCCCCCCCCAAAAAAAAAAAAAAAAAAAAAAAAAAAGAAAAAACAAAACCCAGAGGGACUCGGGGAGAGUUCAAAUGGAAGAGGGAUUUGCGUUCAACCUACUGGUUGUCCAAGCCUGGGACUGCAAGCUAUAAGUCUAUAAACCCAUUUUCUUAGAUACCCGUGGAUAGAAAAGCGGACUCGUCUCUUUUGGUCUCUCAAGCAUCAUGAGCAGCUCUACCAAAUCCAGAAACUUCCGCCGCCGAGGAGAGGAAUAUGAUGAUAAUAACGACGCUAGCACCAACGUUCACAGCUCAGCUGCCUCCCGUAAACCUUCUUCCUCUUCCUCUUCUUCCAAACCCAAGAAGCUUCUCAGCUUUGCCGACGACGAAGACGACGAUACCCCAUCUUCCCGCAUCUCCUCCUCCAAAUCUUCUUCUUCUCAGAAACCUUCUUCGCGUCUCACCAAACCCAGUUCUUCUCACAAGCUUACCGUCUCCAAGGACCGUCUGCCUCCUACCCCAUCGUCUACUACCUCCAAUGUGCUUCCCCAAGCUGGUAUUUACACCAAAGAAGCCCUUCUUGAGCUCCAAAAGAACACUCGCACCCUCGCUAAACCCACAUCUUCCGCCUUGAAGACUCCGUCAUCCUCUACUUCUGAGCCCAAAAUCAUUCUCAAGGGCCUUCUCAAACCCACCCAGGAAGACCCAGUUGCGCAAACCCUAAAACAAUCCCAACAAUUGGACUCUGAAGAAGACGACCAACAGCCAGAAGGCAGUGACAGGAAUGAUGCAGAAAAUAGAUUCGCGUCAUUGGGGUUAGGGAAGUCAAAUGAUUAUUCGUUGAUUCCAGAUGAGGAGACUAUCAAAAAGAUCAGGGCGAGACGGGAGCGGAUGAGGCAGUCGAGGGCAGCUGCUCCCGAUUAUAUAUCCUUGGAUGGAGGACCUAGUCAUGGAGCGGCAGAAGGCUUGAGCGAUGAAGAGCCUGAGUUUCGGACGCGGAUUGCCAUGAUUGGGAAAAAAGAGACCAGUAGCAGCGGUCACGGUGUAUUUGAAGAUUUUGACAAUGAUGGUGAUGACAAUGGUCGUAUCAAAGGAAUGACUGGUAUCACCGCUGCUAGAUAUCAUAAUAAUCAAGUUACCAUGGAGGAGGGCACUGGUGGUGUUGACGAUGAGGAUGAAGAGGACAAAAUUUGGGAGGAAGAGCAAUUUAGGAAAGGUCUAGGAAAGAGAAUGGAUGAUGUUUCUGGUACUACCAGGGUAUUCACUAGUAGUACCACUGCUUUGCUGCAAAAUCAGCAGCCACAGCAGCAGCAGAGACCUGUUAUGUAUGGUUCUGUUCCAAGCAUUGGAGGGUCAUCUGUAGCAUCUCAAGGUUCAGAUGCCUUGUCCAUACCGCAACAGGCUGAGAUUGCUAGGAAAGCUUUGCAGGACAAUGUCAGGAGGCUUAAGGAAUCUCAUAGUAGAACAGUUUUGUCGCUGGCAAAGACAGAUGAGAAUUUAUCUGCCUCAUUGAUGAACAUUACUGCUCUUGAAAGGUCUCUGUCUGCUGCUGGUGAGAAGUUCAUCUUUAUGCAAAAGCUUCGUGGCUUUGUUUCUGUUAUAUGUGAAUUUCUGCAGCAUAAAGCUCCUUACAUUGAGGAAUUGGAAGAACAGAUGCAGAAGCUUCAUGAACAACGUGCAUCUGCAAUUGUGGAAAGAAGAACUGCUGAUAAUGAUGAUGAAAUGAUGGAGGUGGAAGCUGCUGUAAGGGCAGCAAUGUUGGUUUUUAGUGAACAUGGGAGCAGUGCAUCAGUUGUUGCUGCUGCCACAAGUGCAGCACAAGCUGCAUUAGCUACUGCAAAAGAACAAGCUAAUUUACCAGUGAAGUUGGAUGAAUUUGGUAGAGACAUCAACCAACAGAAACGUAUGGAUAUGAAGAGGAGAGCUGAGGCUCGUCACCGUAGGAAAGCUCCAUUUGAGUCAAAGAGGUUGUCGGCUAUGGAGGUAGAUGGUAGUGAUCAGAAAAUAGAGGGAGAAUCAAGCACGGAUGAGAGUGACAGUGAAAGUGCAGCCUAUCAGUCAAACCGUGAUUUAUUGCUUCAGACUGCAGAUCAAGUUCUCAGUGAUGCUUCUGAAGAAUAUUCACAACUGUCUGUGGUUAAAGAAAGGUUUGAAAGCUGGAAAAAAGAAUAUUCAACAAGCUAUCGAGAUGCCUACAUGUCAUUAAGUGCACCUGCCAUUUUCUCACCAUAUGUGAGACUAGAACUUCUAAAAUGGGACCCUCUCCAUGAGGAUGCAGAUUUUUUUGAUAUGAAAUGGCAUUCCCUGCUGUUUAAUUAUGGUCUGCCUGAAGACGGAAGUGAUCUAAGUCCUGAUGCUGAUAGUAAUCUUGUUCCAACACUGGUAGAGAAGGUUGCGAUUCCUAUUUUGCAUCAUGAAAUUGCCCACUGUUGGGACAUGCUCAGUACUCAAGAAACAAAAAAUGCUGUUUCUGCAACAAGCUUGGUAACAAAUUAUGUUCCAGCUUCUAGUGAGGCUCUAGCAGAGCUGUUGGUUGCAAUCCACAUGCGUCUAGCUGAUGCUGUUGCUAACAUUACGGUCCCAACAUGGAGCCCGCUUGUGCUUAAGGCUGUGCCAAAUGCUGCACGGGUUGCAGCUUAUCAGUUUGGAAUGUCAGUUCGUCUGAUGAAAAAUAUUUGCUUGUGGAAAGAUAUCCUGGCAUUGCCAGUUCUGGAGAAGCUUGUGCUUGAUGAGCUUUUGUGUGGGAAGGUUCUACCCCAUGUUCGAAGCAUUGCAUCUAAUGUACAUGAUGCUGUUACAAGAACUGAAAGAAUCAUUGCUUCUUUAUCUGGUGUGUGGGCAGGUCCAAGUGUCACUGGAGACCACAGCCAUAAAUUGCGACCUUUGGUGGAUCACGUAAGGUCAUUGGGAAGGACAUUGGAGAAAAAGUAUGCAUCUGGUGUGACUGAAAUUGAGACCAAUGGACUGGCCCGUAGGUUGAAGAAGAUGCUGGUUGAGCUGAAUGAUUACGACAAUGCUAGGGACAUAGCUAGAACAUUUAGUCUUAGGGAGGCUUUGUGAAUCACGGGCAAUUCAGAGACGGAUCAACUUGCGUCAUGAUUUAAAGAAUUGUUGGUGAGGGCCUUGUAUAUAUUGACCUUCAGGGUGGAGGUAUGCUGAGCACGGAGGGGUCGUAUCUACAAUACUGAAGUUGAACUUUUAGCAUCUCUCUGGCGCAUUCUGCAUUUAGGAACUGUGAGCGAAAAUGUGGAAUGAAUUCGUUGAAAGCACUUUGAAAUCUUAAUCUCAUAUUCAGAGUUUACCAUGACUUCUAUUGAAUGGUUGGCUGUCCAGAGUCCAAACAGGCCUCACUCACAUGCUUUGCAGCGGGAGAUUGUAAAAAAUGUGUUUUCCAGUCUUGUAAAAUUUUUGCCGGGCAAUAUGUUAAUUCUUCUAUAAUUGCUGGGAAAUAUUAAAUACCCUUCUAAAACUAUAAUUUCAAUGACUUUUUUUUUUUUUUGAUUUUA